UCGGGGUGUGUGUAUGUGUGCGAGGAUUUUCUUCUGGUCGCUAAUCGAAUCGAAUCGCGAAAAUCAUCCUGAAAAACCUUGAGUUCCGUGAAAAUAGGACCGUUCUCGGUGCGUUACCGUGUUUCGGGUGUAAUUUGUGUUCCGGUCGAAUCCGUCCCGCUAGCCCUCGGAUUGGGAAUGGGAAAAACGAUGUUCCGCACUCCCGCGGUGUAGUAAAAUCGGGAUUUUAGCUAAUUUUUGUUUUUUAUUUUUGGUGGUGCCAUGUUUUACUGAAAAACGGGAUACAAAAUCCGGAAAAGUGCUGGUGCCAGAGACAAUUGCCCUGCAGCAGGGGAGGGAAAUUGCAGGUCCGGUUUACGUUUGAUGGCCAUAUUCGACGAAAAUGUUAGCAGUUCAAGCAGUGGUCAUCCGGUGAAGUAUGCCAACAGUGGCCCUUUGGGAAGUAGCGGAAGUUUCAGCAACAAUUCCAACAACAACAUGCAAUCGUCGGCUGCUGUCAAUCUGGAACACUACGGUGGCCAGUAUCCGGACGAUGGAGGAGCAACGAUGUACCCGCAGAUGUCAACCGAAACGGAUGACACCGACGAUGAGCAGCAGCUCGUUCCACUCGAUCCGUACUCGCAGCUGGAGGAAGAUCUCCGGAACAUCAAAUCCGUAAUUCACGUCACCCGGGAGAACAUCGACGCGCUGAAUGCGAAGUUCGCCGACUUCCAGCAGCCCCCGGCGCUUUACCUGGAGGAGUACCAGGAGCUGACCUCCAAGCUGCAUGACCUCGAAACCAAGGAGCAGGAGCUGGUGGAGCGGAAACAGCAAAUGCAACAGGAACAGGAACUACAAAUGCUGCAACAGCAACAACUCCAACAACAACAGCAGCAGCUUCAUCAUCAAUAUCAGAUCGAAAAGGAACGGGAAUCGACCAGCGAACCGAGUGAACCUCCGGAUCCGACCGAGGAACGGGUUGAGGUUGACAGCAUGUGCGGAACGCUGAGUCGUACCUCGAAGAUGCUGCUUCGAGCACAUUUGCCGAAUCAGCAGCGUACCUCCGUUCAGGUUAUUCCGGGCAUGCGACUGAAGGAUGCCCUGGCCAAGGCCCUGAAGCGACGUAAUCUCACUUGCGAUAUCUGCGAAGUCACUUCGGCCAACAGCAACUAUCAGAUUCCAUGGGAUACGGAUGUUUCGCUGCUACACUGCGAAGAAGUAUUUGUCCGCAUACUGGAUAUUGGAUUUCCGACCUACAUUUCCCAUCAAUUCAUUCGGAAGACAUUUUUCUCGCUGGCAUUCUGCGAAUGCUGCCGCCGGUUGUUGUUUACCGGAUUCUACUGCAAUCAGUGCAAUUAUCGGUUCCAUCAGCGUUGUGUAGACAAGGUGCCGCAAGUUUGCAGCAAACGGCACAUGGACAACACGUUCUACCAUCAUCUGCUGGCCAAUCCGGAAAGCACCGUUGGCAUCAUAAAUCCGGGAACCGGAGGGUACAGCACUAGUCUGCGGCAUCCACGCUCACUCAACCAGCAGGAUCGGUCCAACUCGGCGCCGAAUGUGUGCAUCAACAAUGUGAUGAAACCGCUCUUCGGAGUGGACAAUCGAACGCUGAUGAACAGCAGGCCGAUGCAGGUGUUCGAGGUACUUGCCCAGUCAAACCAAGAACAUUCACAUUCCACACAGGCAUCGCCGACCAACACGUUGAAGCACAGCAAACGGCCCCGCGCUCGAUCGGCCGAUGAAAGCAAUAAGAAUCUGCUGUCUCCCAGGGAUCCCAAACAAUCAGAGGAAAAUUGGAACAUUCAAGCGGAAGAGAUCCUGAUUGGGCAGCGCAUCGGUUCCGGUUCUUUCGGGACAGUGUACAAAGCCCACUGGCACGGUCCGGUGGCAGUGAAAACGUUGAACGUCAAAACUCCAAGCCCGGCCCAGCUCCAGGCUUUCAAGAACGAGGUUGCUAUGCUGAAGAAGACUCGACACUGUAAUAUACUGCUGUUCAUGGGUUGUGUCUCGAAACCAUCCCUAGCGAUCGUAACGCAGUGGUGCGAGGGCAGCAGCCUGUACAAACACAUUCACGUCAACGAGACCAAGUUCAAGCUGAAUACGCUGAUCGACAUCGCUCGGCAGGCGGCGCAAGGCAUGGACUAUUUGCAUGCGAAAAACAUUAUCCAUCGGGAUCUCAAAUCCAAUAAUAUAUUCUUGCAUGAUGAUUUCUCAGUGAAGAUAGGAGAUUUCGGGCUGGCCACGGCCAAGGUCCGAUGGUCAGGGUCGCAACAAUCGAAUCAACCGACCGGUAGUAUUCUGUGGAUGGCACCGGAGGUGAUCCGAAUGAAAGAGCAGAACCCGUAUUCCUUCCAAAGCGACGUCUACGCAUUUGGUAUUGUGUUAUACGAAAUGCUGACCGAGCAACUACCCUACAAUCACAUCAACAACAAAGAUCAGAUUCUGUUUAUGGUUGGUUGUGGUAAACUACGACCAGAUCUGACCAAAGUACGUUCGGAUUGUCCACAGGCGUUGAAACGGUGCGUCGAGGAUUGUAUCAAGUUCAGCCGCGAGGAGCGUCCCCUGUUCCGGUUGUUGCUGAACAUGUUGGAAAACAUGCUUCGAACGCUGCCAAAGUUCCAUCGAAGUGCUAGCGAGCCGAACUUCACCCAGACACAGUUGCAGAACGACGACUUCUUGUAUCUAUGCUCCAGUCCCAAGACGCCGGUAGCAUUCCACAACUUUCAGUUCUACAACGGUGCCGGUAACAUUUAGCUGCUUGGCGAAUUUUCAUCCCGAACCCGUUUCACUCAGUGUAAGGUAAUGCUACUAACCAUAUAUAUUGUUAUAUAAAUGUCAACUUUCCGAGGAGAUUGCUCUGCUUCCUGCCCGGAAUGGUGUUGUUGGCAGGAAUCGUGCGAGCCCUACAAACAGGCGCCGAUAAACAAAAAGCAAGUAAGCAGAAAAAAACGAUUGUUCGAUAUGUAAAUAGCUUUUGACCUUGAUCUUCUCGGUUAGCAAAAGUUAGAAGGGCAGAGUAAAACAUUUAUUCUGUAAUCGUUUACGACAGUUUUUCGCUAGAGAGCCUUCUUGGUGUACUCGAACUGACAGAACCGGAUUGAUCUCAACAGUCAUGUAAUGCAACAAGAAAAAACGAAAACAUCCACAGUGGGAAAUAAUUCCCCACAUAUGUAACCAAACUUACUGUGUUUAACCAAAUUCAUCACCACUCAAGAGAGAGAAAGUCAAGUUCCCGAAAUGGCAAGCUACCUACCUUGAAUGCGCUACUACAGUAUGAUAUUUUAAGUUACCCAAGCCAUACGAUUUUCUAAGCCCGAGACAAACAGACGCUUCAUGGUGUUACUUUGGCUCCAUGAAGCUCACCUUUCUGGUUUUAUUAAUAUGAAUAGAAUCUAUGAUACCCAAGUACGUAAAAUGCGGCAACGCAACAACAAACCUGUCGACGAUUUCAUUAGUUUUUAAGUUAACGAUUUCUUUUAAGUUUCCGCUGCUGCAGUAGUAUUCGAUCUUGAGCUUCGUUCCUAUGGUUUCCGGAAGACGCUGGUUGAUUGGUUAAUUCGGAAGUUUCUUUUAGUUUUUGUUCUUAUGGUUUCCUUUUUUAAUUUCAGAAUAGAUGAUUUACAUUCAUCAACGGAAAAAACUUGACUAGUGGAUCAAAAGCUGCGAAAACAUUUCAGAUUCUGAUUUAUACGGUAACCACAUGCAACCAUUCUGACCUUACACAGUUUCAACUUCAUCAAAGGGAGGGGGUACUGAACACUAUACUAUCGAGGAUAAUUUUCUUUUCCAGCUACCGUAAGAAGUAAAGUUCGCAGAGACUGCCAAUAUAAGGCUGUCACAAAUCCCUUUUUCAUAAUAUUUUUCAAACAAAACCAUGAAUUCAUUCGAAACGAGAAAAUAGUCGGAUCUCCAUCUCAUUUUAUAAAAAAACAAUUUAUUCUAACUAGAUUUUCCAGAAAUAAGUUUUGAAAUUAAUUCUUGCAAAGUACCUAUUUUUAAGCUGGCGCGCCAUGGCGUUUCAAGAUUUUUUUUCCACAAAUUCACUGUUUGUUUUUACAGUGUAGAGUAAUUAAUCAGCAAUGGUGGAAAAGAUAACUGAAUGUUUUCUUAAAUAAAAUAUUUAAUCUAAACCAAUCAACCAAGAACCGGGGGAACAUAUGAGGAACACUUCUUUUUUAUUUCAUUAGUUUUGUGAUAGUCUUGCUCGAUUGUAAAAAAAAAAAUAAACAAACCGACGAUUCCAUUAAAUUCAUAAAAAUUUAUUAUUUAAUUCUUCUUCAGAUACAAACAAAUAUAUCGAAAAGAGUUGACCUCCGAAGAAAAAUGUGCUUAUUUGCAUGAAAAAAAAAAUUAAAACGACACAUCUAAUCCGAGGACCGAGGAAAAGUUGUCUUCAAAUUACGAGUCAAAUAAAAAAAAACAAGUAAAAAUAAAAAAACAACCAAAAGAAAUCAGAGAUAAAGCAAAAGUAAAGAUUCACAAUUAUAUGUGUAAAUAAUGUUAAGUAAAUAUUUAAGUGCUCGCAUAGUAUUUCGAGAAAUGAUGGUUGAAAAACAAGUUGCUAGCAAAGUUGAAGGAUGUUAGACGAAGAAAAAGAAAAGAACUUGAAUAUAACUCCAUAAAAAGCCGUAAAGUAAAACUUUACCGAAAAGCGAAAAACUAGCGCGAAACUGUACUGUAACAUUCUACACUUUCUAGAAAGAUGAUCAACUCGGUUGGGGGCAAAGCACUCGAAAAGUAUUCUCUAUAGUAUAAAAUGUAAACAAAAAUCGAGCAAAUCACGAUGGAAACCCAAACAUACAUACAUACAUACACACACACUCCCAAAACAAAAAAAAAAAACACUAGGCAAAAGGUUGUCAGAACAGUUUUGUUGUGGGAAUUGUUGGGCUUUCCCAGAAUUAUGUCUGGAAGGUGAAACGAUUCCCUCGCAACUGUUUCAAUACAAAACUAGGAAAGGUUAUAUAAAAGAUUACAAAUCAAUAAACGAAAAACCAUAAAACUAAAGAGAAAGGAAAAUUAAAUGAAUAAUUACAUCCAGUUACGGAAACUGUAUUCCCAUGAGAAUCGUCGUCGUGAUAGAGGGCGUACUGAAAAUUACAUUUGAGAACAAAAAAAACUUGAAACAAAGUGCUAGAUGGCGUGAAAACUAAAUAAGCUGAUUCAGCUGUAAUACGGUUAUGAUGCAUAAAUACAAAACAAAAAAUGAAAACAAACUUUUUCCUUUGAUCUAAAAAUAUAAAUUAUAAAUCAUUAA
Molecule: messenger RNA, 5236 nt
Organism: Uranotaenia lowii
Lineage: Eukaryota; Metazoa; Arthropoda; Insecta; Diptera; Culicidae
Product: raf homolog serine/threonine-protein kinase Raf
Exons: 4
Coding region: 364-2733 (789 amino acids)
Biological process (GO): protein phosphorylation; signal transduction
Molecular function (GO): protein kinase activity; ATP binding
Source: RefSeq, a predicted model, not a curated record